CUCCAGCUUUCUUCAUUUUCUGGUAACCCGGCCGCACCGCUAGAUUUAACGGUGCAGAGUUCUAGUCUACUCUGCUCUCAUCCUUAUAACAUUCGAACCCCCUGCAUUCUUAUUUGUUCGACACAAUCUCGAACCAAUUCGAUUCGAGGUGCGAAAGUCGCAGUACCAGCUGCCAGCCAUGCCUAAGGAUACCAGACGCAGUCCACCACGGACAUUUCUCCCACCAACAAAGCCGAUGAAGACGGAGCGAACGCACGAAGAAAAUCAAGAACGUGCUUAUGUCGCUGCGUCGAGGAGGAGCGACAGAAGUCUAGAAGCGAGAGUCGAGUCUGCUCACAGAGCUUCCGAGAUACACAAGAAACGAACGGGUCGCGGUUUCAAAAUCACGGUCGAAGGUGUUGCGAACGAGGAGAUGUACGAGGAAGAAGAUGAUUUGCCUCCGAAGUACCGAAACGUUACUCACCAUUUCCCCAUGGAUCGCAAUGGCGAAUUCAAUGAGAGAUUGGGUGCCUACCUAGCAAGCAACGUCGCUCUACGAACCCUCGUCGCACAGUCUAUGGAAGCUUCGGAGCAACACCCAUCUGGAUUUGCCGCCAACCAUUCGCAGAUACCGAAUCAAGGUCCAGCGCAAAUGCAAAUGCAUAUGCAACAGACCAACCACAACCAGAAUAUGUAUCAAGCUCAACAUGGGGCGAUGUACAGACAUCAACCAUAUCCUGCCGCCCGGCCAGUACGACCGCAAAGCUUCACUUCUGUGUCUCAUAAUCGGUCUGCAUCUUUCCAGGCUACAGAGCCGUUCAAACCUUCCGACCAUCGAAGGAUGUCGAUGCCAGCAGCUGUACCUUCAGCUGCGGGGUCCCCUAUGCAAGUUCCUACACCAAACUCCAUACACAGUGUCAACUCUACGCCACCUCAAAAGCCUGCCACGUUCUCUCGCCAAUCUUCCGGAUAUGGACAGCAACCGCCAACGCCUCAACAAUCACAAUUUCAACCACCGCCGCCACCAGCGUUCAGCACGGAUCCAUAUCAUCCCAAUUACUCUCCAUUCACAGCUCAAUUGCCAGCCAACGCUCAAGGUCUUCUAGGCUCCACACUUGAUCUCAACAACCCACAUCAUCAGCUGAUGAUGGCUGGAAGCGGUAACCUAGCUAGCAGUUAUUACGAUUUCGGUCCUCAGUCGCAAUCUCAACCACAACCAAAUUUCAAUACUUCUGUCGGGCAGCAAACUCACCCCACUCUAGAUGGUUUGUCAUCGACUCUCGCCCAAUCUGCAUUGGACAUGCAGUUUGAUGCAGAUAAUGGGCAGCCCCAAUCGUUCUUCAACGACGCCUAUACGGAGAAUCUCGUUGAAACCCCAGGAGAAACUCUGGAUUGGAAUAAGUAUCUGACAUCAGAUUACUUCGACUGCCCAGGUGGUUCGCAGAACUCUCAGCAGUAAGGCAGCUUCUUACCAAGAGAAACAUAUUUUCACCAGCGACACCAUAUCCUUGGUCGCUUGUCUCAUCCUACACUUAAUGGUUCGCUUGUACAAAACCCUAUACAUUUUCCACUCUUUCUUUCGGGUCGGGUUCGAGGCGUUGGUCAAUGUCACGCACACAUCGGAGUCUUUGGUCUGGAUUUCGGGUUUGGGAAUAUCCUAUGAGGGACACAUUAGAAAGGAGACAUUGCAUCGGGUGGGCGCAUCUUUUAGGGUGCA
Molecule: messenger RNA, 1696 nt
Organism: Mollisia scopiformis
Lineage: Eukaryota; Fungi; Ascomycota; Leotiomycetes; Helotiales; Mollisiaceae
Exons: 2
Coding region: 179-1438 (419 amino acids)
Source: RefSeq, a predicted model, not a curated record